AUGAUUUUCCUUCCUCCUCUCCAACUUUUUUUCUUUCUUCUGGUUCUUUCUUAUAGUGGCAGUAUUAUUUCAUCUAUUUACAGGUCAUAUUCAAUACCUACUGAUUUCUUACUUCUUCUCUUCCCUCCCUUUUCCUCCUUUUCUUUCUUCUUCUCUUCCAUCCCUUUUCCUCCUUUUCUUUCUUCUUUUCUAUCUCUUUUCCUGCCUUUCGGAUUUGAACUCAAUUUAGAAAAAAACUUUUUUCUAUUCUAUCCAUUAACUUUUUUUCUUUUCUUCUUCUCUUCCAUCCUUUUUCCUUUUUUCUUUCCUCUUCUCUUCCAUCCCUUUUACUUCUUUUGUUUCUUCUUCUCUUCCAUCCCUUUUACUUCUUUUGUUUCUUCUUCUCUUCCAUCCCUUUUACUUCUUUUGUUUCUUCUUCUCUUUCAUGUUUUCCCUUUUUUUCUUAAUUUUUUUCUUGUAUUCAUUUUUUUCACUUCUCUUUCGUUCUCUUCCGCGUUUUUACUUGCUUCGUAUCUUUCAUCUUCUUUCUUUUUCAUUCUUUUCUCUUCUUUUUUUUUUUGCUUUUUCUCUUUCCUUCUUUUUAUUCUUUUUGCUUGUUUCUUCAGUUUCCAUUUUCUUUCUUUCAUUCCCUUUUCUCUUUCCUCUUUUUUUCUUUUUAUUUGA
Molecule: messenger RNA, 663 nt
Organism: Acanthosepion pharaonis
Lineage: Eukaryota; Metazoa; Mollusca; Cephalopoda; Sepiida; Sepiidae
Source: the annotation of a GenBank genome assembly